Molecule: messenger RNA, 2043 nt
Organism: Aspergillus ibericus CBS 121593
Lineage: Eukaryota; Fungi; Ascomycota; Eurotiomycetes; Eurotiales; Aspergillaceae
Product: taxilin
Exons: 5
Coding region: 480-1793 (437 amino acids)
Molecular function (GO): syntaxin binding
Source: RefSeq, a predicted model, not a curated record
ACGACUAUUCAAUCCUCCCCGGCAAGAUCCUCGAACCGUCCGGCGUUCCUGUGUCGACUCUGUCGCCAAACUGCGUUUCGACUCCCAGCACACUCUGCAUUCCGCUCAAAGCCGUGAGCUUUUGGUCGGCUUGGCAGAACGGGGUUAGUAGAGGACCUUAGGGAUCCGUUACCUACCGAGUUCUCCAAGUCUGAAAAGACCACCCAGGUUCUCCGCUACUUUGGAUAGUGAGAUUACCGAGUGACCAUCGAUCACGGCACCUCUCCUCACUCUCGGAAGCACGAUCAUCUUAUCGGACACCCUUGCUGUCGACGUGUUGCCACAGCUCCGUGCCGGAGUAGCGAAUCCAUUCCCUGCCAGUCCCAGCCAACCGUUCCGUCUUCGCAAUUUUCAUUUCCGUGGAUUGGCCACGCGACCACCACCAAGUCAAUCGCUCAACAGAAGCUCGAAUCGUCGAACCCUGUGUACAACUGGAAGCAAUGUCAUCUGCAGCAAUGUCGAAAAAGAACAAGGGGAAGAAGGUCGCAGACCCCAAUGAGACAUCGAAGCUCUUGGCUGCGAAAAUAUCACAGUUGGAGCAAGAUGCUGCUGGGGAGAAGGACCAGGAGGCAGAAAUCGAGCGCGAAGUCAAGAAGGCUACGAGGGACCUGAACCAACUCCUUAGCAAUAUCGAAUCUCCGAUGACGCGGCUCGAAACCGUUCAUAAGAAGUACACCGAGUUGCUGGCCGAUAUGAAGAAGUUGGAUCGCGACUAUUCUAAGAGCAAGAAGCGGGCGGAUCAACUGCAGAAGGAUCAGGACAAGGGCAAAUCUGAGUUGAACAAGACCGUCACCAUGAAGGAUAAAUUGGAGAAGCUAUGCAGGGAGCUUACUAAGGAGAACAAGAAGGUCAAGGACGAAAACAAGAAGCUCGAGGAGACUGAAAAGAAGGCACGGCUGAUUGUCAACGAACGACUCGAUUCUCUCUUAUACGACAUUCAAGACGUCAUGGCCGCCAAAGGAAACCCGCGCAGCGAAAAAGCGGAUGUUGAUCUGGAUGAAGCUUUGCGCGCAAAGAUCAAAACCAUUGGUGAGAAGUUCGAGAUGCGUGAGUUACAUUACAAGGCACUCCUUCGCAGCAAGGAUGCGGAGAUACAAUGCCUUACCGCCAAAUACGAAGAGCAGCGCCGUGCAGCAGAGAAUGAAGCAGCUCGUUGUCGGGCUCUGAGCUCCCAGGUCUCGACUUUUUCGCAUACCGAAGCCGAACUACGCAGUCAACUCAACAUCUACGUGGAGAAGUUCAAGCAGGUGGAGGAUACGCUGAACAACAGCAACGAGCUUUUUCUUACGUUUCGCAAAGAGAUGGAAGAGAUGUCGAAGAAGACCAAACGACUGGAGAAAGAAAACCUCACCCUUACACGGAAGCACGAUCAAACAAACCGCAACAUACUUGAAAUGGCCGAGGAGCGCACGAGAAAUCAUGAGGAGCUGGAAAAGUGGCGAAAGAAAAGCCACCAUCUUGAAGCACUUUGUCGCCGAAUGCAAGCCCAGGGCCGUGGUCAAGGUCUUGCAGCGGAUUUGGACGGCGACGACGAAGGAACAGAGAGCGAAUAUGAUGAAGAUUACGAAGAUGAGGAAGAUGAUGAGGGAAUUAGUGACGAUGACUACGAGCUCGAAAGCCCGGAUGGCGACAUGAACGGAGACCGCGUGGUACCCCAGCCACAAGAAAAGCCAGUAUUCGGGCCACCUCCGCCCCCAAACCUACUGGAAGCGCGAGCCAACGGAAAUAAGGCAAUGAUCAAUGGAUGCCAUUAGUGGACUUUCCAUCUAUAUUAUGUUCUCGUUUAUGUUUCCUUGGCUUGGUAACCACUAGCGAGUGCCGGGGGGCUUGCCUUCUGCGCUGGUGAUGCCGCAGUUGUCUCGGGUGUUUUACUUCUCCUGUUCAGCUGCGUGGCAGAUGACCUUGAUGAGCUGAAAAUAUGCUUCCCCAGGAACAUCCACUGGCAACUGCGCAGUGUAGCACUGGGUCUUUCCUAUUUCCGUAUACAGAUAUUGUAGCGGUUUA